GUCUACUUCAUUUGACGUCAGGAGGAUAAGUGCUCACUUCGGGGGCAGUGCCACAGGACGUUUCCCAGAACAAUACCCCAAAGCCGGACCAAAUCCGGGUGUGCGACUCCCAUCCGAGCCGGACACCUGAACCCAGACUGGUUUAUGUGCGUCUGCGGUGCGUUUACGCUCCGUCCUCCGAGGCGUUCAGCCCCGGAUUCACCGGAUACGAGAGCCGUCACCAGGAGGAAGACUUCCGAUGUGAAGCCCGGCGGGGGAAAUCGCUUCAGACAGUCGGUAUUUACUCGGAAGCAUCGAUCGACAUGUAGCGGCUCAGUGUUUGGAUGAUUCAAAGGUAUGGGAGGUACUAAUAAGGCUGUAACGUCAAAUAGGCUGUGAGGCCGUCUGCCAUGAAGAAACAAGCAAAGAAGGUGUUGGAAGACGAGGAACCUUUGUGCUGCUGUGAAUAUGUGAACAGCCUCGGAGAGCGUAGCCAUGUAGCAGCCUGCUGCUGUGACUGUGAGGACCUGGAUGAUGUUUGUGACAGGUUUCUGAAGAGGGAGCCUCAGAAACCUGAAUCCUUGUCACAAGUGGCUGCAGUUGUGACAGAUCGGAUUCGUGUGCCUUGGCUGUGGGGUGGAGCUCAAAAAGUGGACCUGUCCAUCAUCCCUCCUCUUGUGCUCCUUCCUGUCCUGCUCCAUCUUGCUGCCCUUCACUUUCUGAUUGGUCUGGUGGUUCUCACAGCUCUUCCGGGCCUGGUGUUGUGGUACUACUAUUUCACGCAUCGCAAGAAAGGACGCACACUGUUCUUUCUCAGCCUGGCCCUUUUCUCUCUCAUGUACAUGUACUACUUAUUCAUCGUGGAGGUGGUUCCCUUCGGGGAUGUUGGAAUUGUCCAGGUAUCGUUGGUAACUGUUGGGGUGGUCCUAACCCUGGUAGCCCUCAUCAUCACCAAGAGAGAUCCUGGUAUUGUGGGGCCCAAUCAGGAGUCCAUCCAUAGCACAGUGACAUAUUAUAGUCCUCUGGAAGACCGAGACCCUGUCAUCAACGGGGGGAGGCAGGAGGUGGCCAUGACAGUCGCCAACCGGGCAGGACCAUCGGAGCAAACUGGGGUGGAGCUACAGGAAAGUAACCAACGGAACUGGUGUCCUGUGUGUAAGGUGGUGCGGCCUCCGAGGGCAGGACAUUGCCGGAUCUGUGGUGUCUGCGUGCUGCGUCUAGACCACCAUUGUGUCUGGAUAAACAGCUGCGUGGGGCAGGCCAAUCACCGCAGCUUCCUCCUUACACUCGUCCUCUUCCUGCUGACCUCCCUGUAUGGGAUCAGCUUGGUACUGCAGAAUGUGUGCCCGAGACAAAACCUCCUCACUGCCCUACUCUACUGCCCAGGGGUCUACAACCAGUACAGAACUGCUCUCUGCUUCACCUGUGCAUGGUACAGCAGUAUUGUGACUGGAGGGUUACUCCACCUGCUGCUUGUGCAGGUCAUCAACAUCAGCUACAAUGUGACCGAGCGUGAGGCUCGCAUGGCCCUGCGCGAGAAAACUGCUCGCAGCGCCUGCUGGGGACUUGUUGUGGACACGGGCGUCUAUUCCAGAGGAUUCCGUGUCAACUGGGCUGAGUUCAUGACCAUGGCAGACAAAGUGAAGCUCCAAUCUGCUACCCCAACAGACUUGGUGGAUGGUUUCGAGGAGCACAAUACAAGACAAUACGAUGACUCUGGUCAAUCUUGAUGAACACAUGGUUCUGAACAUCAGUUCAAGGAUGACAUCUGCUCACUACACCUCCUCUUUCUUCUGUAAACAGUCCUCUGAUGUGAUCAUAAAGGAGUAAACCUUGCUUGGCUCAAAGGUACAGCCUCAUGGAUAUGCGUCAUAGAUAUUUCCUUUAGGGCACAUGCCAAAUAAUUGUGCUAAUUAGUGUUUCACAGCAUAUCACUAUUAAUAGUUUGGACAGACUGGAAUAAUUCAAUACCUUCUUUACUAUUAAAAGCUGGUUUGAAAUGACUCUCAAAUUAGACACCUCUGUAAAAUCACAAAAGACUGAAAAAGCAAAUAAAUCGAUACACAUUAACGUCAGCUAGAAAAAUUAGACUCUGCUUUUCAGUGCUUUCCAUUCCAGCUGCUUUUAUUGGUCGUCAAAGAUGUUGAAAGCGUUUUCCUAUUCUUAUAAUUGUUGGGUCCAUUAAAGUCAUGUUAUAUAUUUUUAUUAAACAAAUGUGAAAAAUG
Molecule: messenger RNA, 2204 nt
Organism: Sphaeramia orbicularis (orbiculate cardinalfish)
Lineage: Eukaryota; Metazoa; Chordata; Actinopteri; Kurtiformes; Apogonidae
Gene: zdhhc23b
Product: zDHHC palmitoyltransferase 23b
Exons: 6
Coding region: 390-1709 (439 amino acids)
Biological process (GO): protein targeting to membrane; peptidyl-L-cysteine S-palmitoylation
Cellular component (GO): endoplasmic reticulum; Golgi apparatus
Molecular function (GO): protein-cysteine S-palmitoyltransferase activity
Source: RefSeq, a predicted model, not a curated record